Messenger RNA from Paramecium primaurelia, 1702 nucleotides. Lineage: Eukaryota; Ciliophora; Oligohymenophorea; Peniculida; Parameciidae. The record is from the annotation of a GenBank genome assembly.
AUGAGUCACUAAGGAGUACUGUCAACAAAAUAAUAAGAAGCAGCUUUCUUGAAAAUACUUAAAAAAUAAUGCAAUUUGAUAUGUGCAGAUUGCUCUUCAAAAUCGCCUACUUGGGCAUCUCUAGAUUUUGGUGUUUUUGUGUGCUAUAAUUGCUCAGGUAUUACAAUAAAAUUUAUUCAUUUAGGAUAACAUAGAGCAUUAGGAUAAAAUAUAACUAGAGUAAGAUCAACAAAAUUAGAUUGUUGGACAUAAGAAAACGUUGAUAUGAUGGAUGCAUUGGGAAAUGACUAGAAUGAGUAAGUUAAUUGUCAAUAAAAAUAGGUAUUGGGAAAGUAGAUUAUAAAAAAGUAAUAAGAUCCAACCUUCUGCCACUCCAGAAGAAAUUAAACUAUUUGUUUAAGAAAAGUAUGUCAAGAGAACUUGGGUAAAGUAGGGUCAGGCUGAUCCAAAAACACGAUAUACCUAAUGUCUAAUGAGUGGGGUACCUUUCAGAGUUGUAAAAACUAACACCUUUUUUAGUGAAAAUGGAACUCAAGGUUAAUAGGUAAAAGAUGAUAUGAAACAAUUUCAUUCUACGCAACAAUAAGGAAUUCAAAGGAAUAAUAGGUAACUUAGUAUAGAUUCUAAAUAAACAUAAAAAGAAGCUAAUCUUAUUUCACCAGAUAAAGGGAAUCAAUUUGAUUGGAAUUCAUUUAAUCAUUUUUCUACUUUUUCUGGUUUCCCUAAUAAUCACACAUAUUAAACUAAUUAAUUAGAAAUAUAACCUAAAAAAUAAUAAUAGAAUGAGGAUCAAUCUCCAAGUUUUAAACCAAAGAACAAUAACUUAAAUGAGUUUGAUUUACUAACUUAUUCAACAUUGGCAGAUAAUUAAUAAUUUAUGUCAUAUAAUCCAACACAUUAAUCAACUUAAUAAUAAUAAAUUCAUUAAUAAUUUAAUACUCAUAAUCCAUAAGUAAAUGUAGAAACUUAAUAAUCAUGGUCAUAAGCAUAGAAAUAGGCCUAAAUAUAAUCAUAAUAAUAAUAAGCUAAUUAAUAAUAAACUAAUUUAUAAGGUAAUAAAACAUAGCAAAAUCAUUAAUUAUUAAACUUUGGAAAUAAUGUUUUCGGUUCUAAUAAUUAAUAAUUGGGAUGGAUAUAAUAAUAACCAUAAUAAUAAUAAUAAUAAUAAUAAUAAUAAUAAUAAUAAUAAUAUAAUUAAGCAAGUAGUAAACCUCCUUUACCUGGAAGAUAAAAUGGUUAAGUUAAUUAUCAAAAUAUAAAUUUCACUUAAUAAUAGUAAUAAUAAUAAUAAUAGUAAUAAAUUAGUAAUUAAAUUAAUUAUUAGACAAAUACACUACCAUAAUAGCCUUAAUUAUAGUAAUAAUUAGCUAAUUAAUAAUAAUCAACAAAAUUUUAAUAAUAAUAAUAUCAAUAUAUGAAUCAAAACUAAUAAAAUUUUGGAUUUGACAAUCAAAUUAAUAAUAAUUUGUCAAACAAUAAUUAAUUAAUUUAUUAAGGAUUUGAUAAUAUAUCAUUUCCUAUAAAUUAAGGAAGUCAUAAUAAUAAUAUUAAUAAUAGUAACUAAUAAUAUCAUCAAUUUAAUACAACAAACUAAAAGUAUUAAAAUAAUCCAUUUGUAAAAGAUGCAUAAGAUAUAAGAAACCUCUAUAAUACUCAAUAGCCUAGUAAGUACGAUUAGUUGAGAAACAAUCCAUUUGUUUGA